AUGUUGCCAUCAUCAGAUAGUAACACAUCAACAGCUACUACUGCGCAAAAUGGUGUGAGUAGUGAUGGUGAUUGUUGUUAUUAUUCAAAUAAUGUUGGAUCAUUUGGAGAAAUGUAUUACCGAUUGUUAAAAAGGUUUCGGGAUGAAGAAAUGGAUGGCAAAUAUGAAAAGGAUCAUAACAUUUUGAUUACAGCUGAUUCUUUAUUGCAUGCUUUUCAUUAUAGUUACAAAUCGAUAUUGGAGUCUAUUGAAGUGCAAAUAUUAUUUCCAAAAUGUAAACAUUUAUUUACCAAGUUAUUUAAAAGUAUGAAGGAAACUUUGAUUAAACAUAAAUUUUCGGACUUUGCUAAUCCUUCUCCUCACUCCCUGUUGAAUGGAUUUGAGUUGGAACCAAGACCUAUUGGUCUUAUAGAGCAAGGAUUAUAUGAUUUGGAUUUUUUCAUAACACUUUCCACAUCUCUCAUUCAUGGAAAGGUUGAGGAUUCAUAUUUUAUGCAGAAUAGACAUAAUGUACAUUAUUUAUUUGAAUUAAUUCAUAGAAGAUGCGAACUUGGAAAUGAUUUCAGUUCAUCAUGCUGUUUAUUUACAAUUUUCGGAGAGAAGAGGUUUUUGGAAUUUAGACUCUAUCAACCAAAUUGGUUUUACAUUAGGGAUUACAUGAAUAAUUACUUUAAAUUAUUGAGUUGGUGUAAUAAUACAUUUAUGGACAUUACAAACAUUCAACAAUUUACACUCAUUUUGUUGGUGUGGCUUUUAGUUGAAGAAUCUAAAACUCUUGGUUGUGAAUAUUCUCAAAUUGAACAUUGCUACAAGAAUAUGAUUGGAAUCUCAGAUUCUGCCAAUUGUGAUGAUAUCACUACUACUUUGAGAGAAUAUUUCAAUAUGACUGAAUCUGGUACGGAAAAGAUUGCAGAAAAGCUUUACUACACUCUUACUCUUCCUGAAAAUGAAAAGGCCAUAAGAGAAAUUCAGCAAUUUGUAAUUAAGAAGAAUAUUGGGCUGAAUCAAAUUUCUAAUGCCAAUUUAAAAUCACCAAAAGAAGGAGUUGGUCACAAGGAUGAAUUUACAUUUUGCUUUUUUGGAAGAAAGUUCACUUUGGAUUCAUUCAUAUUCCAUAAUGUUACAUUUGACAGACUUAAAGAUGAAGAAAAUAUGAGAUAUCUUCCUAGAGUUAUUCCAACAAUUUUAGAUGUUGGAUACACAUUUUUAGAUUCUCCUGUUGCUGAGGAAAUUUUAAAGAACACUGAUCCAUAUCAUGACAUUGUGCUUGACAAGUUGAAUGAACUCAAAACCAGUAUUAAUGAGUACAAUUCCCAUCCAAGCAUUCAUAAUAUAUGGCUUGAUACUUUGAAAGGGUUAUCGACUAUUUCACCAUUGUUCCAAAAGGUGGAAAAGUAUACCGCCAAAGUGUUAAUAACCCAAUUUUCAAGCUUUUCUCAUCUCAAAUAUGACUCUUCACUAUUUGCAAAGCAGCACAUUGAAACAGAUAUUGAGCUUAUGGUAAAUAAGGAAGUAUUUGAUAUUGAUACCGAAGCAUCAGAAUAUGUGGAUAUUGGAUUUCUUGUUGAGGGAAGCACCACUUUCUUCACAAAAUUUGUUGCAUUAGUAACUUUUGUCAGAGAUUUACUUCAAAAUGAUGUUCAAUUUAGCUCAAUGCCCAUCAGCUCAGAAUCUGUGAAAUUCUAUAACAAUUUCAUCUCAACCCUGUCAGUGCUAGCUGAAAUUAAUAGGAAACAAACUGAGACUGGAGAAAAGUUGACUGAACAAGAAACGUCGUUUUUAUCCAACAUGAUAUUUGCAAAGAAGGAUCCAAAACAAUUCAAAACACAAACAUUCAAACAAGUGUUGGGUACUACCUCUCAAAACUAUUCUGUCAGUGGCUGGUAUCCUAACUUGUUUUUCAAAAGAGAUGAUGCAGGAAGAUUCAAACCAAUAGUGAUUGACAUUCACAGAUAUCCAGAUGUUGAUAAUGGUGUAAUCUUGUGGGAGGCAGUUGGUCCCAUUCAUCUAUUUGAAAUGUCUCUAAAGGAUAAAAAGUUCUUUGGACCAAUGUUCUCUCAAUUCGAAUUCAUAACACCAUACACCACCAAAUUGAAUAAUGCAACAUGGAAGAGUAAGCUCCAACACCCAAAUCUUGAAUAUAACGAGUGGAUGAAAAUGUUGAGUACUGAAAUUUGUUUAGGAAAGAACUUUAUUGGAUACAGUCAUUUGGAUCACUUUACAUGUGCUGAGUAUACUACUGGCUCUCCACCUUCUUCAGGGUCUUCAUCCUCUCCAAACUCUCCCAGCACGCCCAAUGUUGGUGAAUAA
Messenger RNA from Naegleria gruberi, 2310 nucleotides. RefSeq lists its product as uncharacterized. The transcript has a single exon. Bases 1 to 2310 code for a protein of 769 amino acids. The record is from RefSeq and is a predicted model, not a curated record. NCBI's taxonomy places the organism in Eukaryota, Heterolobosea, Eutetramitea, Acrasida, Naegleriidae.